GAUGCUCGCCCGGGUCUCGUCGUCCUUGCACGUCGUCCGAUCGAUCCAAGCGCGCAACAUGAGCCACACAACGUCGCCGCCCAAGGCUGCGAUCUGCGUCAUUGCGAACGAAGUGCUGAGCGGCAAGACGCUGGACACGAACAGCAACUACCUCGCCAAGUUUCUCUUUCGCCGUGGCAUUGACCUCGCACGCAUUAGCGUCAUUCCUGACGACGCUGAGGUGAUUGCCGAGACGGUGCAGUCGUUCGUCAAGCUCGUGGGGCCGACGGGCUACGUGUUCACGUCGGGUGGCAUUGGCCCGACGCACGACGACAUUACGUACGAAAGCAUCGCCGCCGCCUUUGAUGUGCCCAUGGAAGUACAUGGCCCUACGCGCGACGACCUCAAGCGCUUCCUCGAAGCCAAGGGCCAAGAACUCAACGAAGAUCGUCUGCGUAUGGUCACAUUUCCGAAAGGAGCCAACGUGCUAAAGACAUCGACGUGGGUGCCGAUUGUGGCCGUCGAGAAUGUGUACAUCCUGCCGGGCAUUCCGCGUCUCUUGCAUCAAAUGAUCGAGUCCAACGAAGACCAUUUCCAGGGUGUCCCGAUCUUGCAAGCCAAGGCGCGGACGCACCUCUUUGAAGGUGCCAUCGCUGCGGGCCUCAAGAAGAUCCAGAACGAGUACCCGUCCGUCAUGAUUGGCAGCUACGUCAACACCAAAGAGGACCAUAUUGACGUCGAGAAGCGCUCGUUCCAAGUCCAAGUCACGCUGUACAGUCGCAGCCAAGCCUCGAUUGAUACGGUGCUGCCGCUCAUCGUCCAGACCAUUGACGGCUGGGUCGCGCCCACAGACGAAUAGAGUCUAGCGCUAAAACGUAAAGAAGCAAUCAGUCUUAUGUUGG
Messenger RNA from Saprolegnia parasitica CBS 223.65, 881 nucleotides. RefSeq lists its product as hypothetical. The transcript is spliced from 9 exons. Lineage: Eukaryota; Oomycota; Saprolegniomycetes; Saprolegniales; Saprolegniaceae. The record is from RefSeq and is a predicted model, not a curated record. The annotation marks the transcript as partial.